AGAUGUUUGAAUAUAUAUAGUUCACCUUAAGUUAACGACAACAUAAUUCCAAUCAUUUAUCUUCUCUUCAGACCACUGACUUAUCCAUCCAAAUUAUUUGAUAUACUCACAUCCACUUGCACCUUAUUUUGCUCCAAGCUUUUCGAUACUCGACAACCAAAAUCUUGCACUAAGAUUCACCAUGGAUGUGGAAGGAAGAACAAGCAAUGCCAAUGACAACUCUCUCACUCACAACCCCGAACAUGUUCAAGAAAAGGAUAUCCCAAAUGAUAGUUAUGACCUUUCUACUGCCCAUACUAUUGACCGAGAUUCGUGGCAACAAGUGGGGUUGAUGUUGGUGACAGGCUUCAACUGUGGUUGGAUAUUCAGUUUCUCGAAUUUGAUUAUGGUUCCACUUGGUUGGACUUGGGGUGUUAUAUUGCUUUUUGUUGUUGGAUUCUACACAGCUUAUGCUAAUUGGCUCUUGGCAGCUUUUCAUUUCAUUGAUGGACGUAGAUUCAUCAGAUACAGAGAUCUCAUGGGAUUUGUUUAUGGAAAGAAGAUGUAUCACCUCACAUGGAUUUCUCAGUUUCUGACCCUUCUUCUUGAAAACAUGGGUUUCAUCCUCCUUGGAGGCAAAGCACUGAAGGAAAUCAACGCAGAAUUCAGUGAUUCUCCCUUAAGACUUCAAUACUACAUAGCGAUCACCGGAGCAGCAUAUCUCAUAUUUUCCUUCUCCAUUCCAACAUUAUCCUCAAUGAGAAACUGGCUAGGAGCUUCUGCAGUCAUCACCCUCGCUUACAUAGUAUUUCUUCUCAUUGUUGUUGUCAAAGAUGGUAAAUCAAAUACCAACAAAGAUUUCACCAUCACCGGAAGCAAAGUGAACAAGGUAUUCAAUAGCUUUGGUGCUAUUUCUGCAAUCAUUGUUACAAACACCAGUGGCAUGCUUCCUGAAAUACAGUCAACUUUACGUAAACCAGCGGUAAAGAACAUGAGAAAAGCCUUGUACUCACAAUUUACAGUGGGAAUCUUGUUCUACUAUGGUGUUACUAUAAUUGGAUAUUGGGCUUAUGGAUCAAUGGUAUCUUCUUAUCUUCCCGAAAACUUAAGUGGACCAAGAUGGAUCAAUGUCAUUGUUAACGUCAUCGUUUUUCUACAAUCCAUAGUUUCUCAACAUAUGUUUGUGGCACCGAUUCACGAGGCUUUGGACACUAGAUUUCUUGAAAUCGACAAGGGUAUGCAUUCGGGAAAGAAUUUUAAACGUUUAUUUCUACUACGCAUCUGCUUCUAUACCAGAAACACAUUCGUUGCUGCUGCAUUUCCUUUUAUGGGUGACUUUGUAAAUUUGCUUGGCUCAUUUUCACUUGUUCCCCUCACUUUCAUGUUCCCAAGCAUGCUCUUUCUUAAGAUAAAGGGAAAGGGAGCUAGAAUUGAGAAGAAGGCAUGGCAUUGGAUCAACAUUAUAUUUUCAUUUCUACUUACAAUAGCAACAACAAUUUCAGCUCUUCGGUUCAUAAUCGACAACAUCCAAAAGUAUCAAUUCUUUGCUGAUGCAUGAUUUUGGAUUACCCAUUUCAUCAAUUAUAUCUUAUAUGCAUUAGUUUUAGUAAUUAACAAAGAGAAGGCUUGAUUGCAAUUUUGGUCCCUGUUAUUAUUUUUUAUAGUUUUGGUCCCUAUUUUAAAAUCCGGAAUUUUAGUCCCUAUAUUUUAGUUUUUUUGAGAAUUUUGGUCCCUACAAAUUCGAAGACAAUUUUAAAUGAAAUAACGCUCAAAUUAAUGAUGUGUCAGUGCUAGUUCAACAGUGAAAUGUUCAAAAAAAACUAAUUUUAUUUAAGAUUUAUGUUGAACAUAUCAUCAAUGUGAGUUCCAUUUCAUUAAAAAUUGCCUUCGGAUUUAUAAGAGGACCAAAAUCAUAAAAAAAACUAAAAUAAAGAGACUAAAAAAAAUGAUAAUAGAGAGACCAAAAUUGCAAUUAAACCCAAAUAGAAUUGAACUCACAUAUGCACUUGGUGGCAAACCAUUACAUUUGAAUAAUGUAAAAUCAAUGUAUCAUUGACCGAACAAGAAUUGGCUACCUUAAGGAUGUUGUUACCUUUG
Vicia villosa (hairy vetch) is the source of this 2076-nucleotide messenger RNA. RefSeq names its product proline transporter 2-like. The record is from RefSeq and is a predicted model, not a curated record. Bases 182 to 1537 code for a protein of 451 amino acids. NCBI's taxonomy places the organism in Eukaryota, Viridiplantae, Streptophyta, Magnoliopsida, Fabales, Fabaceae. Gene Ontology annotation, cellular component: plasma membrane. The transcript is spliced from 6 exons.